AUGUUCAGCGGACUGUUAAAGAAGCCAACAAAUUAUUUUGGUUUGAACAAUUCCAAUUCAAUAAUUCAUGGGUUACAAAACUCUAUGUUUAGACGUUUUACACAUGAAUAUGCCCCAAGAUUUAAGAUUGUUCAAAAAAAACAUAAAGGUCGUGUGCCCGUCCGUAUUGGUGGCUCUGUUAAAGGUUCAACUCUACAAUUUGGUACCUAUGGUAUUAGAUUAAAGACUGAAGGUGUAAGGUUAACUGCUUUACAAUUGAAAGAAGCUGAUAAUGCAUUGAUGAGAUAUGUCAGACCUUUGAAUAAUGGUCAACUUUGGAGAAGAAUGUGUGCAAAUAUUGCCGUUUGUAUUAAAGGUAAUGAAACAAGAAUGGGUAAAGGUAAAGGUGCUUUUGAUCAUUGGAUGGCCCGUGUACCAACUGGUAAAAUUAUUUUUGAAAUGAGUGGUGAUAAUUUGCAUGAAAAGGUUGCUAGAGAAGCCUUUAGAAAAGCUGGGGAUAAAUUACCAGGUGUCUACGAGUUCGUUACCAGGGAUUCUGAUAUUAGAGUUGGUUUACAUUCCACAGUAGAUAAAGAAACUGCAUUGAAAAAAAUUGAUUAUUUUGAAAAACUAAAGAAGAAACCUUCAAAAGAAUACGUAUCUGAAUUAAAGUCAAAGGAGUCUCUUUAUAAAUUAUACAGAGGUCGUUAA
This is a messenger RNA of Vanderwaltozyma polyspora DSM 70294, 690 nucleotides long. It is a transcript of the gene MRPL16, whose product is annotated as mitochondrial 54S ribosomal protein uL16m. The record is from RefSeq and is a predicted model, not a curated record. Gene Ontology annotation, molecular function: rRNA binding; structural constituent of ribosome. Gene Ontology annotation, biological process: mitochondrial translation. The transcript has a single exon. Gene Ontology annotation, cellular component: ribosome; mitochondrial large ribosomal subunit. NCBI's taxonomy places the organism in Eukaryota, Fungi, Ascomycota, Saccharomycetes, Saccharomycetales, Saccharomycetaceae. The coding region runs from base 1 to 690 and encodes 229 amino acids.